ACAAGAGUAUGGAUUCUGGAAAGACUAAUGAAGCACCCAAUGCAAAGCUGGUUCGUGACUUUGACUUGAACAUUUCAUAUGUGGAGGAGUUUGAUGUGAAUGCUGAAGACAAACUUUCAUCGCCCAUUCUCAUGAAUACUCAGCCGGCUUCUCAAAAUUGCAUUGAAAACAUGAACAUUCAGGAUGAAAUUGCAAAUAACGGGGACACAACUAUUCAAGCAAAUUCUGCUGCUAAGGGAGUUACCUCUGUCUCCUUUGCACCAGGAAGAAUCUCACAAUACCGUCGUCGUCGCCGCCGUCGCAGUGUAGAAUGUAAGCCGAGUACUGAUCCAGAUAGACUCUGCACAAAUACUUAUUGUAAAACAAGAAGAACUCCCUUGUGGCGCAAGGGACCUCUGGGACCAAAGACUUUGUGCAAUGCUUGUGGCAUUCAAUAUCUUAAGAUAGUGAAGGGUACAGGCAGUGGCCUCCCUGCUGCAGUUGCAGAUGAUGAAGGUGAUGCUUCUCCUGGUCCUGUCCCAGCUGCUGAAAUCGUGGAAGAAGGGGAUUCAAAUCUCUAAAUGAAGGGCCAAUGUGCUGCUCCACCUUUUGUACUUCAUGAUCAUUUCUCCAUUUUUGAAUUACAUAGUUCGACUAUUUGUGUGUUUCUCUUGCAGUUUGGGAUUUGUUUUUAUGGAUAAAAAUGAUAGAAUGAAGGCACUUUCAAUAUGCUAGGACUGCCAGCAUUCAAAGCCCACCCGUAUUUUGCUUUUCAAUAUAAGUAUCACAUUUUGGGGUGAUAAUCAUAUCCCCAUGACAUUAUAUAUGGUGGUUUUUCAA
Molecule: messenger RNA, 819 nt
Organism: Glycine soja
Lineage: Eukaryota; Viridiplantae; Streptophyta; Magnoliopsida; Fabales; Fabaceae
Product: GATA transcription factor 29-like
Exons: 3
Coding region: 9-560 (183 amino acids)
Biological process (GO): regulation of DNA-templated transcription
Molecular function (GO): zinc ion binding; sequence-specific DNA binding
Source: RefSeq, a predicted model, not a curated record